GCUGUUUGCAAUCGAGUGCAAAUAGUCGAUAAAUAACCACCGCGCAAGUUUGUAUAUUGUCGAGUGAACCAGACAUCUAUUACAGCAACGAUGGCAUCUAAGAAAAUUGCUCUUCUCAGUGUUUCGGAUAAGACUGGUCUACUUGAACUGGGCAAGACUUUAGUUUCGCUUGAUUUUGAGCUAGUUGCAAGCGGUGGUACUGCCACUGCUCUUCGUGGCGCUGGUCUAGCAGUGAAGGAUGUAUCGGACAUUACUGGAGCACCCGAAAUGCUGGGCGGACGUGUUAAGACUUUGCAUCCUGCUGUCCAUGCUGGCAUUUUAUCCCGCACCAGUGACAGUGAUUUGGCUGAUAUGAAGAAACAACAUUUUGAUCUCAUUCAGUUGGUUGUGUGCAAUCUUUAUCCUUUUGCCAGUACCAUUGCCAAACCGAAUGUUACUCUGGCCGAUGCUGUGGAAAAUAUUGACAUUGGGGGCGUUACCCUGCUCCGUGCUGCUGCCAAGAAUCAUCAGCGUGUGACUGUCGUUUGCGAGGCAGUGGAUUAUGCUCGCGUAGUGGCCGAGAUUAAAGCAAAGGGCGACACUACAUUGGAGACGCGUCAGUCGCUGGCUCUUAAAGCUUUUACCCACACGGCCACCUAUGAUGAUGCCAUCUCGGAUUACUUUAGGAAGCAGUAUGGUUCUGGAGUAUCGCAAUUGCAAUUGCGUUAUGGCAUGAAUCCUCACCAGAAGCCUGCCCAACUGUAUACACAGUUGGCUCAGCUACCAUUGACUGUGGUGAAUGCUUCGCCUGGAUUCAUCAAUCUCUGUGAUGCCCUAAAUGGCUGGCAGUUGGUCAAGGAAUUGAAACAGGCACUCAAACUGCCCGCUGCUACGAGCUUCAAGCAUGUGUCGCCAGCUGGUGCAGCUGUGGGGGUACCACUCAGUCCAGAGCAGGCCAAACUCUGCAUGGUGGAUGAUUUGUAUGAGCAACUUACUCCCCUGGCCACCGCAUAUGCCCGGGCACGAGGAGCCGAUCGCAUGAGCUCUUUUGGUGAUUUUGUGGCUUUGUCUGAUACUUGCGACGUUGUCACUGCAAAGAUCAUUUCUCGAGAGGUAUCUGAUGGAAUUAUUGCACCUGGUUAUGAACCAGCUGCACUAGAGAUUCUUAAGAAGAAGAAAAAUGGAAGCUAUUGCAUUCUCCAGAUGGAUCCCAAUUAUGAGCCGAGCGCAGUUGAGCGAAAGACAAUCUUUGGUCUUACUCUAGAGCAGAAGCGCAAUGAUAUUGUGAUUGAUGAAUCACUUUUCACCAAUGUGGUCAGUAAGAAAAGUCCCUUGCCUGAGGGGGCAGUGCGUGAUCUGAUUGUGGCCACUAUCGCCCUCAAGUAUACGCAAAGCAAUUCCGUUGCCUAUGCCCGAGAUGGGCAAAUUAUUGGUAUUGGAGCUGGUCAACAAUCAAGAAUCCAUUGCACACGCUUGGCCGGUGAAAAGGCCGAUAAUUGGUGGCUUCGUCAGCAUCCCAAUGUGGCCGGCAUGAAAUUUAAAGCCGGCGUAAAGCGAGCUGAAAUUUCCAAUGCCAUUGAUAACUAUGUGAAUGGCACAGUGGGCAAGGAUAUGCCCUUGUCGCAGUUCGAAAGCAUGUUUGAAAAGGCUCCAGAGCAGUUGAAGACUGAACAGAAAGUGGAAUGGCUUAAGAAGCUGACUGGCGUUGCUCUUGGUUCAGAUGCAUUCUUCCCCUUCCGGGACAACAUUGAUCGGGCACAUUUGAGCGGUGUCUCCUACAUUGCCAGUCCAGCGGGAUCAACAAAUGAUGCUGGCGUCAUUGCUGCCUGUGAUGAGCAUGGCAUUAUAAUAGCUCAUACCAACCUAAGAUUGUUCCAUCAUUAAGGGAAUCUAUAUUGCAUUAUCCAGUGAAUCUUUAUAACCCAAGUAUAACCAUGACUAGAUUUAAAGUCAGCUUAGAAUAACCUUCAUAUGAAUUUAUGAAUAAUUUAAAUACUAUUCAACUCACCUUUAGUUUACCCUAAUCAACUGCCCUUCUCACAUUCCACAACAAACAAAAAUAAAAAUGCCAUUUGCCUUUUAGCUAGUUAAA
Molecule: messenger RNA, 2071 nt
Organism: Drosophila willistoni
Lineage: Eukaryota; Metazoa; Arthropoda; Insecta; Diptera; Drosophilidae
Product: bifunctional purine biosynthesis protein ATIC
Exons: 6
Coding region: 91-1863 (590 amino acids)
Biological process (GO): 'de novo' IMP biosynthetic process
Cellular component (GO): cytosol
Molecular function (GO): IMP cyclohydrolase activity; phosphoribosylaminoimidazolecarboxamide formyltransferase activity
Source: RefSeq, a predicted model, not a curated record